GCUGUUGUCGUAAAGGACAAGCCAACCGUACGUUGAAAUUAUUUAAGGAAUUUCUGGGAGCCUUUCUUAAUGCCUACCACAGGCUCAACAUCAACGCAACACGUAGUAAACCUCGAUGUUGACGAACGUAACGGAUGCCCAAGUUUAUCCAAUAGGAAUCUAACAUUUGGCAGGACAUCUGAUUAGACGUGAACCACAACAGUGACAAGUGCGUGCGUGCAAAGGUGCCAAUAGAUGCGUGUCGAGCCGUGCGUUGAAGUGUUUCUUCUACCCACAUACUGGAGAAAGUGUCUGGUGAAGAAUUACUCGAAGAAGAAGUAGCCGUUCGAUUACAUACACACCGGGCCCGGGAAGGUCGUUCGGAACAUCGGGGUGAUCGUAAAUCGGAAAAUCAGCUGCAAAGCGUGGCGCCCACCGUACGUGGAGCACGCGAACACAUUUGAGGGAAGUUUAUUGUGCCGUUAAGUGUUGCUGAGCUGAGCCGAAACCAAGUUGACAAACGGACGACCGUCUGGCGUUUUGCAGAGCACUCGACAGGUUGACGUACCUAUUCGUGCCCGCUCCCGUACGCCUGUUCGAGGUGGCGGAAAUUAUUUUCGGCAAAGAAACAGAUCGUGAUACCGUUAGUGAGUGAUUUGUUUGGGGCGGAACACUAGGCCCUUCGCACCAUGGCCAAACUGAAAAUAGUGGGCGGGCGGCCCAUAACAAUGGAUGAGGCGAUUGAACUUCGCCAGACAGUUUUCGGCAGUGCUGCGAGUCCCCCACGUGGCGAAUGGACUCGAACAGGAUUCAUGUUCGGCCCGGCAAAUCAAGAGUAUCCAUACGGUUUGCGGACACCACGCAAUGCGACCCGCGGUAUGCAAUCCGUGAUCCAAGCCCACAUUAUCAAACAGUUCAUUUUUGAUAACAAACCGCGCGAAAAAUCCGUCCCUCUCGAGGAGCUGCUGAAGCCAACGGAGGCAGAGCAAGCGCUAUCCCUGUACACGGCGAUGUCGGACAUUUUGUGGAACAUAGGCGAAAAGACGAAGGCGAUUGUGGCUUUACCAGGCGAAGCAUCGCACAUUCCUCACAGUCACGUCUACUUCCAGGAUAACGUAACCGAGAAGCUGUACUUCUUUGAGUUUACCAAACUCGACGAUCUGCAGAUCUUUAUGAAACGCUACUUGCCUUAUUUUACAGAAAAUCCUGGCCCCGGCACUCUGCUGUAUCUCUAUAGUGCUGUUCUAACGCGUGGCAUGGAGAACAUGCGAAACGACCUUGAUGCCCCGAAGGGAGCCCAUCUGAUGGGACCACACGAAGAGGGCUCACUGAAUGUGAUCACACUCUUGCUAACCGGCCGGGCUACACCAUAUCUACACAAUGGUGUUGUCUACGUGGGAGACGAGGAUCACUAUGCCGUACCACAAUUCGGAAUUCUCAGCCGGGGAGCCAUCGGGUUGCUGGUCUGGGAAGGGGAGAAUGAAGCUAUGAGGUCGGCUUCGCGAAUGCCGGGUUCACGUCUGAAAACUCCGGCCACGCCGGUAUGGGUAAGCUGCUGCUGCGGCCACUACGGCGUGCUGUUCAACUCGAACAGAGAGCUGCUGCGGAACUAUCACGCAGAAAAGCGAUUUGAGUUGCAUUACUACACGUGCGCCGGAUGCUACCUUUCGAUGACCGUCGACAACCGUGGGCAGGAGGAGGGUGGCGGUGACAACGGCGACCAGGAUGGCGACCGGAAGCGUGAUGACAUGAUUUCGACUCCUCUCGAAAGACUUAUACACACGAAAUGGAUGGACGCAAAGAUUACGUACCAUGGUGCGCUGCCAGCUUCCUUAAACUUUUAAGGCUAAACCACAAUUGCAAAAUAACUAAACACUUUAUUACGAGUGAUUUUUUAUUUAAGACAA
Anopheles bellator is the source of this 1886-nucleotide messenger RNA. RefSeq names its product inactive ubiquitin carboxyl-terminal hydrolase MINDY-4B. The coding region runs from base 669 to 1823 and encodes 384 amino acids. The record is from RefSeq and is a predicted model, not a curated record. The transcript has 5 exons. NCBI's taxonomy places the organism in Eukaryota, Metazoa, Arthropoda, Insecta, Diptera, Culicidae. Gene Ontology annotation, biological process: protein K48-linked deubiquitination. Gene Ontology annotation, molecular function: cysteine-type deubiquitinase activity; K48-linked deubiquitinase activity.